Gongylonema pulchrum is the source of this 282-nucleotide messenger RNA. Lineage: Eukaryota; Metazoa; Nematoda; Chromadorea; Rhabditida; Gongylonematidae. The record is from the annotation of a GenBank genome assembly.
AUGUCGUACUGGUUAUUUAAGUCCGUUAACACUUCACGGCCGUUGAGCGGAGAUCAAGCCCGGUACUCAUGGAGAUUGCGGUCAAAACUGAUAGCUACCGUACCGGCCAUAGUGGAUAGGAUAUUCAAAGCAGUAAGUGAUGAGGUUGCAGCGAAUCCGCGUCUGAUGCAAGAACUUUUCCGGCUAAAUUAUGAACGAAAGACAGCACGAUACGAGGAAGGAUACUACAGUCCAUUCUUGGACAGGUUCGGCGCUUACAAAAAUGCUUGCAUGGAUUUUUAG